GCAGGAAGCUGCUGUGGACUGUGGACUAUUUGCAAAGUCUAGGUUUUGGAUUUGAGAAGUAAACUGUGAGACAGAGGCAGCUGAUGGAAAUAUGAGAGAGAGCUGAACAUAAGAAACUAAAGCGGAAUAUAGGCUCAGUCUGUAUCCUGAUGAAAUUCAGAUAAGGUAAAUGGGAACUGCUGUGUUUUCCUGCAAUACAAAUCUCUUUUGACAGAGUUUGUUCCAAGUACUGCCCAGCUGUAUGUUGUUUAAGAGGAGCCUCUAGGGGAAAAUCAGAGCAAAAGCUGGGAAAGGAAGUGAAAGCAUUUUUUUAGGACGAUCGUUAAGACUGCCUUAAAGUGGUACAUCUGGCAAUUGAAAGCAGGAGGUAGGAAAAACAUCCACAGCUACAAGACAGGAGUAGCAAGCAGACUCCAGAGAGAGUCUGACAAUAACCUGAAGAAAAGACUGUCAGGAGAAGAGGAGGAAAUGGCUUGGAUUUCACUCUGGCAGCGUGUUUUCUACCUUACUGUCUUUGGAUUGCUUUACCCAGCCACUAGCUCUGGGGAAAGCAGUGGGCUUUCUAUUAACACAGAAGAUAAUCUCACUGGGAAAUCUACCAUCUUUAGAGAUCAGCAUCCAGUGGAUGUAGAGAAUCAGUCUGAGAAGAACUGCCCUGUAGGUUUCUACAGCACAGAUAAUGGAGUAUGUCUGCCUUGCAACUGCCAUGGACAUUCAGAGCAGUGCCUUCCUGAUUCUGGAAUCUGCAUUAAUUGUCAGAAUAACACAACUGGAGACCACUGUGAAAAAUGUAUUGAUGGAUACAUUGGUGAUGUUGUUCAAGGCUAUUAUAAAUCUUGUCAGCCUUGUCCUUGUCCUCUAAGUGUACCUUCAUACAAUUUUGCAGUUUCCUGUAUGAUUAAAGCUGAUAAAUUGCGUUGUGUUUGUAAGGAAAAUUAUGCUGGAUCCAGAUGUGAAAGAUGUGCACCUGGUUACUAUGGAUCACCUUUAGCAUUUCAAGGCAGUUGCAAAAAAUGUAACUGUAAUGGCAACUCCGAUCCUAAUCUAAUAUUUGAUGAUUGCAAUGAAAUAACUGGACAUUGCCGUAAUUGUCUGCAAAAUACAACUGGAAUCCAUUGUGAGCAAUGUGCCCCAGGUUACCAUGGAGAUGCCAUCAAUGCCAAGAACUGCACAGACUGUCCCUGUCAGAAGUGUGGCACAAUUGAGUGUGAUCAUGUGACUGGGCAUUGCCACUGUAAGCCAGGAGUAACGGGAGCCUGGUGUGACCGUUGUAAGAUUGGUUACUAUGGAUACAGCAGCUGUUCUGGAUGUUUGAGAUGUGACUGCGCCCUGGCUGCUAAGGAUGAAUAUUGUGACCCUUUGAAUGGCCGGUGCACAUGCCUACAUGGAGUUACUGGAAGGCGCUGUGACCGCUGUUUGUAUGGGUUCUGGAACUACGGACCAAAUGGGUGCCAGAGGUGUGAAUGUGAAGGACACUGUGACAGUGAGACAGGAGAGUGCAUGUCAGCACCCACUGAGUCACCAAAUAAUUGCUCAGUUGUCAGAUGUGACAAGUGUAUCUGGGACUUAAUUGAAGAUAUGAAAGUAGCAGGAUCAUCACUGGAAGAAGCUAAGUCCACCGUUUUGAAUGUUAUUACUGGUGAUGCCUUUAACAGCCAAUUGAACAAAUUCAAUUUCACAGCAAUCCACUUCAAUAACCAAAUAAUAGAGAUGAGAAAACAAUCAGAAUCACAGAAACUUUGGAUAGAAGAUAUUGAAACAGCAGUCACGUCCCUGGUUACCGAUCUUAAUGCGUUGGCUGAAAAGGAGAACAUAACUCUCACCAAUGCACAGCUGUUUGAUAAAGAAACCACCAAUACCAGUGACCAUGCCACCCAGAUUAAUGGACAAAUUACUGAUAUUGUCAAUUUGACUCAAGAUAUUAUCGAAGGCUUAAAUAAGUAUGGAGUGGAAGAAGAGAUUGCACCUGAGGAAAUUGACAAAAUCUUUUCAAAGGUAGAAAAACUGUUGCAAGAGAUGAGAAAACGGAAUUUUUCUGACCAUGAACCACUUGCCGAGGAUGAGAGAAUAGCAGCUCAAGAAUUGUUCGAUCGUGUUCGUGGACUUGAAAGAAUGCUGAUGGAGACCACUGAUUCCAUUAAUAGAAUAUCGGACAACAUUAUCAAUUAUGAUAGUAACCUCUUAAACCUGAAAGAUGCACUUGAGGAUGCAAUCAAGACUGUUCACCAAACAGAGGAGAAGAACAGACAAAACAUUAAUGAAUACCACAGAAAAAAGAGAUUACAUGAUGAAUUGAACAAACAUUUUGACGCUGUUAAUGUGACCCUUGAAAUGGCUAAUGAUGAUCUGAUAGACACAAAGAUUGCUAUUUCAGAAAUAGAAGACAAAAUUGGGAACCUGUCCACAUUCCAUGCUUCAAUAGACGGCGCCCAGAAUGUACUACGGCAGAAACUAACUAAUCUCUCCACUUAUGAUAAACCUUUGGCUCUCCGGGCUAUAGAAUAUGCUGAAGAACUUCGUAAACUUGCCUCAGAAUUGUCCAAUAUUUUGAAGAGUAUAGAUACAAAUGGUAUUGUCCAGAAGGCGAUAAAUGCUUCAAAUGUCUAUGAUAACAUUAUCCAAUAUGUGGCAGAGGCUGAGGAGAAUGCAACGACUCUGCUCAGUGCUGCACAGAGAGCGGAGGAUGCUGUAGAAGGAAUUCAAACACAGAGCACAUGGCUCAGAAACAUCAGUGAGGUGCUUUUGAACAAAGUAAAUGAUUUACCUGAGACCAUGAAAGACAAAGGUGCUUUUCAUGAGACCAGGCGCCACGUGGAUGCAGUUAUUUGGAAGAAAAAUGCCACAAUGAACCUUCUAUUAAAUGCCAUGAAUCAGUUGGCAUUAAUUGAGCCAGGUAACAACAGGUUGAACCGAUCAAAGCUAAUUGCCGAAGAAGCAAAGGAUACUUCUCAGAUGGUUCUACAGACUGUCAAUCCUAUGGGUGAAUUGGUGAGAGGCUGGCUUCAGAACCUGAGCACUUCUGCUGACGAUGGAAUAGCUUUCAAGAAGACAGUGAGCUCAGCCGGGGACACAGUGAAAAAUUUGACAGAAAUAGUUCCACAGCUUUUGGAUAAACUUAGAGUUGUGGAAGAAAAAAGGCCAGCAAACAAUAUUUCUGCCAGCAUUCAGCGAAUCCGGGAACUCAUCGCACAGUCAAAGAAUGUGGCCAGCAAGGUUCAAGUCUCCAUGAAGUUUGAUGGCCAAUCUGCUGUAGAAGUUCAUACAAAAUCAAAUUUGGAGGAGCUCAAGUCUUUUACUUCAAUGAGUUUGUACAUGCGAGUUCCUCCAUCAAGUGAACAAGGUCAAACUGCCACCCAAGAUAGAUUCAUUAUGUAUCUUGGAAAUAAGAAUGGAGGGCAAGAUUACAUUGGUUUAAGUAUUAAGAAUGACAAUUUGGUUUUUGUCUACAAUCUUGGGAGCGGAGAUGUUGAAAUUCCUUUAAACUCAAAGCCUGUGAGCACUUGGCCAAGCUACUUCAAUUUAAUUAAAGUAGAAAGAGUUGGAAGGCAUGGAAAAAUACAAUUAACUGUACCCAGCCCAGGCAGCACAGCAGAGCAAAAAUUCAUCCAGAAAGGAUCAGCUGAAGGUAAUGAUUCUCUGCUGGAUCUGGAAGCGGACGACAUGGUAUUUUAUGUCGGAGCUGUACCCCCAGGUUUCCAGCUUCCUGGGAGCUUGGACCUGCCUGGCUUUGUUGGCUGCAUUGAACUAGCCACACUUAAUGGUGACAUUACAAGCCUUUAUAAUUUCAAGCAGAUAUACAACUUGAACACAACCAUCCACAGACCUUGCACAAGGUACAAACUUGCUUUUGCCCAAAGUAGGGCUGCCAACUUCUACUUUGAUGGUUCAGGCUAUGCUUUUGUGCGUAACAUACAAAGGAGAGGAAAAUUCAACAUAGCGACUCGCUUCAGUCUGGACAUUCGCACGUCAGCUGACAGUGCCCUUCUGCUACUGAUGGUGAAUGGGGAUAUGUUCUUCAGUAUGGAAAUGCAAAAUGGUUACAUACGGUUGGUUUAUGACUUUGGAUUCAGCAAAGGCCCUGUCGUUCUCGAGGAUACUGACAAGAGGAAGCUUAUAAAUGAUGCAAAGUAUCAUGAGGUCUCAUUCAUUUACCAUAAUUACAAGAAGAUAAUCCUGUUGAUUGACAGAAUCAAUGUAAAAAGUGUUGAAAAUGAAAAGAAGAACAUGCAAUUCUCAGAUGUCUAUGUUGGUGGAGCCCCUGCUGAGAUCUUAUCAAGACUCAAGUCACACAUAGCUGUGGAUGCAGGAUUUCGGGGCUGCCUUAGGAGUUUCCAGUUCCAGAGAAGAGACUUCAAUAUAUUAGAGGAAGAGGAGACAUUUGGAGUCAGCAAUGGUUGUACAGAAGAUUCUCUUAUGUCGCGCAUGGCCUAUUUCAACGGUGAAGGUUUCAUCUCUUCCACCGAAAAGAUCACACCAUUUUCAAAUUUUGAAGGAGGUUUCAACUUCAGGACCUUACAAUCGAAUGGGCUGCUUUUCCAUUACAAUGAAGGACCUGAUACCUUCUCCCUUGCAUUGGACAAUGGUAUUGUCAUUUUCAAAAUUAAAGAAAUAACAAUGCAAUCUACAGAGAAGCAAUAUAAUGAUGGGCAGAAUCAUUUUGUUCGAGCAACUGUCACCCCGUCAAGUUGCCUAUUAAUUGUAGAUGAUAAAGACACAGCAACAGAAGCCUGUUCCUCAAAAGAAACAGGCCAACCCAAAGGAAAAUUCUACUUUGGAGGUUCACGGUACAGUCAAUACGCAAACUUCACAGGUUGCAUCAACAAUGUUUAUCUGAGCAGACUUGAUAAAGAUAUUGAAGUUGAAGAUUUCCAGACAUACACUGAGAAAGUACGAGCCUCUCUACAAGGCUGCCCAGUAGAAACUUUACCGGCAGCAAUUUUUCUUAAAGAUGAAAAGAACUUUGUAAAAUCCAAGAGAGGACGCGAUAGAAAGGUACAGUUGGGGACAGAUAAAGAAGAAUUAGUAAUACCUGCAAUAGCCCAGGAAGCAAAGAAAGGAGGAAAUAACCUGCAUGAAGAUGUACACUGCAACCAAAUAAACAAUCUCAAAAUAAUCCACCAUGCACAUCAAUAUGGGGGAUUUCCUAACAGCAGACAGGAGAUUUAUGGAAUCCCUAAGUUUUUCAAUCAUAGAUCUCAUUUCUCCGUCAACGUGAGAACUCAAUCUUCUCACGGACUCAUAUUCUAUGUGGCGAAUAAGAAUGAAAACCAAUUCAUGGCACUUUUCAUCGCUCGUGGUUACUUUAUUUACACAUUCAGCAAUGGUCACAGCAAACUGAAAAUAAAGAGCACAGAGAAAUAUAAUGAUGGUAUCUGGCACAAUGUCAUCUUUACACAUGAAAAUAACAAAGGGCGUUUGGUAAUAGAUGGUCUCCAUGCUCUGGAGAACAGCCUCAACAUUCCUAUUUAUUCAUGGCAAGUACAUGAACCAUUCUACAUAGGUGGUGUGCCUCUACAAAAAGCCAGAAAAAACAUUCAGGUCAAAUCAAUCCAAAGCUUUGAUGGUUGUCUUCAGAACUUUCAGCUAGAUGGACAGUCUCUUCCACCGGCUGCCCAUACAUUUGGUGUUACACCUUGUUUUGAAGGUCCAACUGAAUCAGGGACUUACUUUUCUGCAGAAGGGGGAUAUGUGAUAUUGGAUGAUUCAUUCAAUGUAGGAUUACAGUUUGAGCUGGUUUUUGAAAUCCGUGCUCGAAAUCAUUCAGGAAUCCUGAUACACAUUCACAGUUCCAGCCAUAAAUACCUGAACGUCUUCAUGGAACACGGACAGAUCACAUUAAAAGUUAGUAAUGGAACUGCAGAGUUUGAAACUUCAGUAACUCCAAAGGAGAGUCUCUGUGAUGGUCGGUGGCACAGAAUAGCAGUCAUCAGAGAUUCAAACGUUGUGCAGCUGGAUGUGGAUUCUGAAGUAAAUCAUGUGGUGGGGCCACUAACAUCACAUUCUUUCUACUCCAAGGAACCAGUAUUUGUUGGCGGAGUGCCAGGGUCAUUGCUUAGCCCAAAAUUGAGAAUACGCCAAUCAUUCACUGGCUGCAUGAGAAACUUCAACAUCAAUGGAACUCCUGUCAUUUUCACCAAAGCAGCACUGGUCAGUGGCGGAGUCAGUAUCAACUCUUGUCCAAGUCCAGCAGCCUAGUACUUGGCAACUCUGCUUCUGCAAACCAUAUGCAAAAACUUGAAAGAAAGCUAAGAUAAAUUACUUUCUCGUGUAGUUUUGAGGGUCAGGGAGGGGUCAAUAAUUUUUCUCAAUUUGAUUUGGUUGGGUUAUUUCAAUACUUCCAUCCCAUCAGUUUUCAGUUUUCUCAUGUAUUUAUUUCACUUCAUUUUACUUCCCACAAGUUAAAUCAAUUUAGAACCAAUAAAUGUUCUGUUUGCUUCUUCAGCCUUGAAAAUGCAAAAAAUCUAGGUUCAUUGCAAGGUCACUAACAGUGAUGAGUGUGCCAUUUUGCACUGUGCACAUGUAAGGACAGCAGUGGCUCAAACUAACCAGAUCAGUCAUUGCUUAGAGAGUGUCAAUAUAAUGCCCACUCCUCUCUUCAGGAUAAUGAAGAGAAGCAGUCCUCUUUAUGCAACCUCACACUAUGCCGUUAGGCUAAUGAUACCAUUCCGAUUUCCCAACCAAUUGUCCAAUAGAGCUCCUCUGUUGUGUGAUUUAUAGAUGAAGACCACUCACCUGACCAUUGCAAUGACCUGAGCUGGUUAUCUGGCACGGAGUCAAAAUCCUUAAUUUUAAUUAGCAGAUAUGCCAUCCCAUUCCACUUCAGGCAGCAGACCUUAGAUCUAUGGGUCUAAUUUAGAGGCAUUCUAAAGGAAUUAAAAUAAUCACAAAAAAUUCUUUGGGAAUUGGGACAUCCUUGCUUUAAGAAAUCAUAAUUGUGGAGUUUGCUUAUCUCAAAAGUGUUAAAAACCAGCCUGCUUGUUUCACAUAUGCAGUUGCCAGCUGGGUUUGCAGCUGUCAUGUCACUCAUGAGCUGACCCACGUUGUUAAAGAUUUCUCCAUGCCACGGAGUUGAGGGAGGAUGGGGAAUAGGAAGGGGGCAGAUUGUGGAAACAGAGUAAGGAGGGGAAAACAGGCAGUGGAAGGGCGCAUCAGCACAUGGCCAUUGAUUUCUUUUAAUUUGAAUGAAAAUUACAGGGGAUAAUCUGUUAAAACAAAAAUAAAUCUGGGGUGGGUGGGGUGGUCAAUUUAAGUAAGGAGUUGCAUCUGCUUACAAUAUCAUCAAUGCACAAAAUGCUACAGGGAAAUAGAAUCAUUGUUAGGGUGAAUCACUACAGGGAGCACCUGUUCCAAUUUCCCAAUGGCAGAACUUGGAAAGAACAUAAGAAAUUGAAGCAGAAGUAGUCCAUUCAGCCCCUCAUGCCUGCUCUCCCAUUCAAUAAGAUUAUGGCUGAUCAUUUACCUCAGCACCACUUUCCUGAACUAACCCCUUAUUCCUGGAUUCCCUUAAUAUCUAAAAAUCUAUCGAUCCAUUUUCACUGCCAAGCAACUGAACCUCCACACCUCUUGUGGGCACAGAACCCCAAAGAUUCACUCCCCUCUGGGUGAAGAGAUUUUUGUCCCAAAUGGCAAACCCCUUUUUUUGAGAUUGUGACCCCUACUUCAAGAUAGCACAGCAAGAGGAAACUUUGUCCCUGCGUCCAACCUGUCAAACUUUGUAAGAUUUCAAUGGGACAGCCUCUCAUUCCUCUGAGCUCUACACAGCAUGGGCCCUAGUCUGCUUAAUCACUCUUCAUCUGACAAGCCCACCACCCCAGGAAGCAAUAUGGUGAAUGCUCACUGCACAUACUCUGUCCCAAAUAUAUUAUUCCUUAGAUAAAGACACCAGACGAUUAUAUGCCGUGGUGAGACUACAUCUGGAUUUGAAUAAAAGAGUAGAGGUGUCUUGCUGCAAUUAUAUAAGGCCCCAGUGAGACGUAUGGUCUCACCGUGGUGAGAUCUAUGGUCUCACCACAGCCUUAUAUAAUUGCAGCAAGACACCUCUACCCUUGUAUGCACAUUCUCUUGCAAUAAAGUUCAACAUACCUUUUGCUUUCCUAAUUGCUUGUUGAAACUGUAAGUUAACUUUCAAUGUUUCAUAUGCAAAGAUACCUAAAUCCCUCUGAAUAACAUCCUUUGAUCUCCCACCAUUUAAAAAAUACUCUACCUCUCUACUUUUUCUCCCAAAGAUGACCUCAUAUUUUUCUGCAUUAUUUUGCAUCAACCAUGUCCUCACCUAUUAACUUAGCCUGGCUACAUCCACCUUACAGCCCAUACUGCCAUUCAGCUUUGUAUCAUCAGCAAAUUUGAUUAUAAUACAUUUGACCCCCUCAUUGAAACCAUCAAUAUAGAUUGUGAAAAGCUGGAAAGAGGAAAUGUGUUAACAGGAAAAAGCAAACACCAAAAUAGGCACAACUUUUUAUUUGCAGUCUACAUAAUAAAAACAAGUUCAAAUUGCCCAAUUUCUAGGCACGUAUCCUCUAGAGAAUUUUGCAAAGUGACAAAAUUUCCAAAACCUUCCAAAUGUGAAGGAUCUUUUCUGCAAAGUAAAUUUCACGUUUAUAUCUCGAAUCGGAAGUUUAGAAGAACAGAGCUUAUCCUGUAUGAAGACACUGAAAGUUAGUUAAGGAUUCAUUAAGAAUAAUGAUAUUUAAACUUAGUGAGCUGAUGCAUUCACAUACGCAAUCACUCCCGAUAUCUUAUUUUUCAACAAUUCAGCUUGUAUUUAAAUCAAAGCCAGCUUUUAGCCCCACUGGGUAAAUGUUUGAAAAUUAUGCUGGUGUGGUAGGCUGAGUAAAAUGUAGACUUCCUGUAAUAUUCCACAUUUCCAUGCAACAAGAUGUUGGAAAAUCUAGAAUGAAAAUGGAGGCUAUCUUCCCAUGAAUGCUAACAUAGAGUCCUCUUACAGGAGCAGACCAAAUUAAUCUGAAAACUGGGUUACAAUUACAUUGUUCUGGUCAUAAACUGAAUUAUAAACCAACAGGUGUUUGGGCCACAUAUGCAAUGUGAAAUCUUUCGAUUAAUAUUCCAUGCAAUUGUUGUAUUAAGUAAAGGUAGCAUUUUUCUCAAAGCUGGCGCUAGCUUGUGCUUUCUUUUGAUAUUAAGACUGAAAGGAUAUUGAAUCCUGUGGGGCCCUCUGGUGGUAAGCUUACACUUCUACAUCACAAUUUUAUAAUUUUGCAACAGAAUAUAAUGUUUUGCCAUUUGCUUUGCCAUUUAUGGCCUUUCAAAAAUAGGUUUGAAUGUAGAAAACUUCUAUCUUCAUUUUCAACAUUAUAUGAAACUCACUAUUUCCAUUUAUAUAUCUCGACAUUUUUUCACCACAUCUUGUUCAGUAUUUUGAGAGCAUUUCCCGGUGCCUAUCAGGUAUAAAGCUUUCCUCCAUAAUAAAGUGGCAUUAAAAACUAAAUAGUAGAUCUUCACAUGACAUCUUAGUUUCAAACACCUGUUGAUAUCUUGUUCUUUGACAGUCAAUUUCUAUCCAAAAGCCCCAUUAUCUUUGCCCAGGGAAUAUCAUGGUCACAUAAUCAGGUUUGUAUUGGGGCUGGAAUUCUUGAGGAAGUUCUUCUAAUACCGCCUGCAGCACCAGAAACCAAAUGAUAACAAGUUAAAUGGCUGGAGAUCAAAAAAACUUCCUUUAGAAAUUCCAAUCCCUUCAAUCCUUUCCUGUAACAGCAUUAAUACCGUGCUUCUUUCUCUAUUAGUAAAUAAGCUAAUUGCACAGCUUGACCAUAUACUUCAAAUCAGUAUUUGAUACAGCCUCCUAUAAAAGUUGAACAGAAUAUCAUUAAUAAGCUUGGCAUUUUGGAAAAUUCAACAUAGGGAAAAUCCUUAGGGGGAGAAAACAUUGCUAAUUCAUUGGUUGGUCCUGAAGUGGAUGUCAUAUUUGUCUAAUUCUGGAUGUACCACAUGUUAUUAUAAAUUCAUGGUUGAUAUCUACUCUGUACAUCAACUAAUAUAAUGAUGUUCAUGGAACACACUAUUAUAUUGGUCAAAUCCAAAGCACAGUAAUUUAUCUCUGUAGUAACUGAUUCCACAAGCACAAAACAAUGUAAAAGUAAACAGGUAGUUUAAAUUGGCAUUAAUAAAUCUUUCAUAAAUAAAAGCUUUCAUACAACCAUUUCAUCAUAUGACUCAGCAUUGGUACCAUUCGAGACCUGUAGCUUCUGUGAGACAACAAUAGGUUCAAAUAUAAGGAGAGUAAAUUCAAAUAAAAACUCAGUUCAUUAUGAGAAUAUUUUUACUUCCAGUGUGUAACUUCUGUUUUUUCAAUUGUCAUGUAAUUAAAAGCUUGUCCAAUGAAUACCAAUUGAUUGAGAAAGCAACCACCAGAAUGAGAGAUAGCAAAACUAAUCCAACUGGGUGAACAGAACAUUUAAAGAGGGAAAGAUCAGGCUAAGAGACCCAGAUAUUAGGUGACAAACAUACAUACACCUAUCCCAAAACAAUGUGAUAUGAUCCUUCAAAAAUAAUCCUCAAAAGUGUAAAGACAACCUAUUCACUGAGUUAUUGGCUCUCGCUCCUGGAAUGCAGCCAGUUUUCCUCCAAAAAUAAACAUAACUUUUGGGCACUUGGGAAAUAUACAAACAUAAACAGUUAUGCUUUGAAUAUCUGCCAGUGAAGUUAUUAGCAACACUGAUUUAAUAAACUGUAAAACCUGA
Messenger RNA from Pristis pectinata (smalltooth sawfish), 10697 nucleotides. It is a transcript of the gene lama4, whose product is annotated as laminin, alpha 4. The transcript has 40 exons. NCBI's taxonomy places the organism in Eukaryota, Metazoa, Chordata, Chondrichthyes, Rhinopristiformes, Pristidae. The record is from RefSeq and is a predicted model, not a curated record. Gene Ontology annotation, biological process: regulation of cell migration; regulation of embryonic development; cell adhesion. Bases 469 to 6195 code for a protein of 1908 amino acids. Gene Ontology annotation, molecular function: signaling receptor binding.